Messenger RNA from Entamoeba invadens IP1, 417 nucleotides. RefSeq names its product cofilin, putative. Bases 1 to 417 code for a protein of 138 amino acids. The record is from RefSeq and is a predicted model, not a curated record. Gene Ontology annotation, cellular component: actin cortical patch; cytoplasm; actin cytoskeleton. Gene Ontology annotation, molecular function: actin filament binding. Gene Ontology annotation, biological process: cell motility; actin filament depolymerization; actin filament severing. The transcript has a single exon. NCBI's taxonomy places the organism in Eukaryota, Evosea, Mastigamoebida, Endamoebidae.
AUGUCUGGCAUCACAUUAAACGACGAAGUGACUACUGUUUUCAACGACUUCAAGUUGUCGCACAAAUUCAGAUACGUCAUCUUCACCAUGAACGACAAAAUGACCGAAAUCGUCGUUGAAAAGACUGCUGACAAAGCUGCUACUUAUGACCAAUUCAUCGCUGACUUGCCACCAAAGUCCGCCAGAUAUGCCGUGUAUGACUUAGAAUAUACUACUGAAGAAGGUCAACGUGAAAAGAUUGUCUUCUACUUGUGGACCCCAGACGGAUGCAAGAUCAAGGAAAAGAUGUUGUUCUCUGCUACUAAAGCUACCAUUAAACAAGCUUUCGUUGGUAUCUCUGCUGAGAUCCAAGCUACCGACGCUGGUGAACUCGAACUCCAAACCAUCAUCGAUAAGGUUAAAACCAUUUCCAAAUGA